Messenger RNA from Heterobasidion irregulare TC 32-1, 1821 nucleotides. Its product is annotated as glycosyltransferase family 90 protein. Lineage: Eukaryota; Fungi; Basidiomycota; Agaricomycetes; Russulales; Bondarzewiaceae. The transcript is spliced from 8 exons. The record is from RefSeq and is a predicted model, not a curated record. Bases 1 to 1821 code for a protein of 606 amino acids.
AUGUUCGCCUUCGCGCAAGCUGGCUUGUACGCUGGCCACCGCUCGGGGGAGAGCAAUUUCCCUGGGAAUGCUCUGUCUGCUACAUCCGGAUCGGCUUCUACACCCCAUAGAAUCUUGGGCCAGCACCCUAUUGCCAAACUAAUGAACGAAGCAGAGGCCAAGUUUCGUAAGCUGCUAUCGAAGCAGAGCCAGACUCUCGAGGCGGCCGUAGUCGAAUACAAGAAGAGGUAUCGCCGGGACCCGCCAAAGGGAUUUGAUGCAUGGUGGAAAUUUGCACAGGAAAACAACGUGCGGAUGGUGGACGAAUAUGAUGGGCUAAUGGAGGAUUUGGAGCCAUUCUGGCAGAUGACAGGAGCAGAAUUUAAACGGAGAGCCGUACAGGCUGGCCAGCUUCCCUCUGUAGACUUGGUGAGAAUCCGGGCUGGCGAAGCUGAGGCGGUCAACAUCAAGCCUGCUUAUGAUGACGACGAUAUCGGCAUGCGCGCACGGAGCUUUCUUCUCAUGAUACAAAAAUUCCAGCACUCGCUCCCAGACAUGGACUUUGCCAUCAAUGCCCGAUCCGAAGGUCGCAUACUUGUUCCUUGGGAACACCAUAAAUAUCCCAACAUCACUCAGGAUACUCCAGGUUUGUCAUCUUCGACUUGUGGGCUUCACAUUGCGGACUGGCAGGGAUCAGGCAAUGUAUGGGAAGCUUAUCGACGCGUUUGCCCCCCAAACUCUCUUGCACGUCGCCUUAUCAGCUCAAAACGUAUAACCGCCAACGACUCCACUGCUUAUUUCGAGCUUGGGAACGCUGCUCUAGGCAACGAGUUCAAAUUCGUCCAUGACGUUGAUAGGAACUAUUCUUUCUGUAACAACCCCUGGGCGCACUACUACCAAGGCCACUUUUUCUCCGAUUGGCGUACAGUGCCUGUCCCUCUUCCCAUCCUCUCGCCCGCCAAGAGCUCAGGCUACGGUGACAUCAAAAUCCCAAGCCAUUAUUAUUACGGGACGACACGGCGGUACUCGUAUGGGUAUGACGACGUGAACCACUAUCUCAAGGAAGUGGAUAGCAUGGAAACGCCAUGGGAAAAGAAAUCUGAGAAGAUAUUCUGGAGAGGCGCGACGACAGGGGGUGGUAGUUCACCACCUGGAUUUUCUCCGCAAUAUCAACGCCAUAGGCAAGAUCUCAGCCAUACAGAUUGCUCCUCGAAAAACCAAACCAUCGUAUUCGCCGACCCACCUAGUUCUUCGAACUAUGUCUACGCCAAGGUUCCGAUGAGUGCGCUGAACGAGGAGGUUAUGGACGUCGCCUUCGUUAGCUCAGUUGAUCAUUCCACAUAUCCGGGUGGCCUUCAGCAGCAGAUGUCUGAUCAUCGUUUUGACGAUGCUGUCGAGCUUCGCGAACACUGGGCCCACAAAUACAUACUUGAUCUCGAUGGCAUGAGCUACUCCGGCAAAUUCUUCGCCUAUUUAUCCUCAGAUAGCGCGGUGAUCAAGUCGACUGUCUAUCGCGAGUUCUUUUCUGAUUGGAUCCAACCUUGGCUACACUAUAUCCCACUAUCAACAUCUUAUAAAGAGAUUCACAAUAUUCACUCUUUCUUCUCCGGGGCAACCGACUCCGUGCUGGCAGCAGCCAACUCUACAUCCCUGAAUUUGCCCGCUAUCCGCCGACGGCCUAUAGACGGUGAUCGACGAUUACGCCGCAUCGCUCGAGCUGGCAAACAAUGGAUGAAAACCUUCGGCCGACAAGCGGAUAUGGAGGCCUAUGUCUAUAGGCUGUGCCUAGAGUAUGCCAGACUCUCGGCUGAUGUUCGUGACUCGAUGAACUUCACUACUUAG